This is a messenger RNA of Anopheles moucheti, 824 nucleotides long. Its product is annotated as aprataxin-like. Gene Ontology annotation, molecular function: double-stranded RNA binding; mismatched DNA binding; single-strand break-containing DNA binding. Gene Ontology annotation, cellular component: nucleus. Gene Ontology annotation, biological process: single strand break repair; double-strand break repair. Lineage: Eukaryota; Metazoa; Arthropoda; Insecta; Diptera; Culicidae. Bases 1 to 600 code for a protein of 199 amino acids. The record is from RefSeq and is a predicted model, not a curated record. The transcript is spliced from 3 exons.
AUGGCACACGCCGAGGAAGAAUACGCCAAGUUGGUGCGUGAACACUGGUCAUAUCAACUUGUGCGGGAAUUAGCGGACGAAAAGUUGCAUUUAAAUAGUACGAGUAAAUCUGUCGCAAUUAGAGAUCUACAUCCGAAGGCGCGCAUUCAUUUUAUGGUGCUGCCGAGAAAGGCUAUAGAUACUCUGCAUGAGCUCACAACCGAAGAUGUUGAGCUGCUGGAGGACAUGUAUCAGCUGGGGAUACGCGUAAUUAAAGACAUGAGACUAGAUGAGGCGCAGUUCAACUUUGGAUACCAUCUGAAACCGCACAUGAAGCGGUUGCAUUUGCAUGUCAUUUCAAACGAUUUUGACUCGCCGAGCCUGAAAAGAAGACACCAUUGGACCAUUUUCAAUUCCGAAAUAUUCCGAUCGCAUGAAGCGGUAUUGCAGGAACUGAAGUUGUUCGGCAAAAUCGUGGAACGCUCGGAUGCUUACAUUCAAUCGUUACGCGAAGGUCCUCUUAAGUGUAACGUUUGCGAGUUUCAGACCGAACAUCUCCACUUAAUUAAACAACACAUAACCAUCCACGUUACAAAAAUAGAUAGAAUGCACUUAUGGUGAACUGGUUUACAUUUUUUGUUUUCCGUUUAUUAGUUUUUGUGCGAUUUUGGUAUAAGGUUCGUCAUCGAUCUACGAAGAAAGAUCAUUCUCUUCGAAUUAAACUCUCUUAUUGUAUUUCAAAUAAUAAUUUGAAACAUGUAUGCAUCGGUUACAGUCAUUACGUGAUUUUUUUCAAUCACAGAUAUUGAUCUCGAUCAAUGAUACUAAAGCAACAACAAAAAUAA